Pteronotus mesoamericanus is the source of this 1736-nucleotide messenger RNA. RefSeq names its product ess-2 splicing factor homolog (gene ESS2). The transcript has 10 exons. The coding region runs from base 38 to 1474 and encodes 478 amino acids. The record is from RefSeq and is a predicted model, not a curated record. Gene Ontology annotation, cellular component: catalytic step 2 spliceosome. Lineage: Eukaryota; Metazoa; Chordata; Mammalia; Chiroptera; Mormoopidae.
CGCUGUGACGUGCCGUCUGAGAGGUCCUGGGACAGCGAUGGAGACGCCUAGCGCGUCUCCCGGGGCCCUAUUGCUCUCCACCGGGUCCCGGCCCGGGAGGAAGCGGGCGGCAGGGGAGGCCGGGACUACGACGAGGAAGCAAAGGGUCUUGGACGAGGAAGAGUACAUUGAGGGCCUCCAGACAGUCAUCCAGAGAGACUUCUUUCCUGACGUGGAAAAGCUGCAGGCACAGAAGGAAUACCUGGAGGCCGAGGAGAGUGGAGACCUGGAACGGAUGCGCCAGAUUGCCAUCAAGUUUGGCUCUGCUCUGGGCAAGAUGUCCCGAGAGCCCCCGCCGCCCUAUGUGACUCCAGCCACAUUUGAAACCCCUGAGGUGCACACGGGCGCUGGAGUGAUGAGCCACAAGCCCCGGGGCCGGGGCCGGGGCUUAGAGGAUGGCGAUGGAGAGGCCGGAGAGGAGGAGGAGAAGGAACCCCUGCCUAGCCUGGAUGUCUUCCUGAGCCGGUACACAAGCGAGGACAACGCCUCUUUCCAGGAGAUCAUGGAGGUGGCCAAGGAGAAGAGCCGAGCACGCCAUGCCUGGCUCUACCAGGCCGAGGAGGAGUUUGAGAAGAGGCAGAAAGAUAAUCUCGCCCUCCCAUCGGCAGAGCUUCAAGCCAUUGAGAGCAGCCAGGCUGGUGUGGAGACCUGGAAGUACAGGGCCAAGAACUCCCUCAUGUACUACCCAGAGGGUGUCCCUGAUGAGGAGCAGCUGUUUAAGAAGCCCCGGCAGGUGGUGCAUAAGAACACUCGAUUCCUCAGGGAUCCCUUCAGCCAGGCCCUGAGCAGGUCCCAGCUGCAGCAGGCCGCUGCCCUCAAUGCCCAGCACAAACAGGGCAAGGUGGGCCCCGAUGGCAAGGAGCUGAUCCCCCAGGAAUCCCCUCGCGUCGGCGGAUUUGGAUUCGUUGCCACCCCUUCUCCUGCCCCUGGUGUGAACGAGUCCCCGCUGAUGACCUGGGGGGAGGUUGAGAACACACCCUUGAGGGUCGAAGGAUCGGAAACUCCUUACGUGGACAGGACACCAGGGCCAGCCUUCAAGAUCUUGGAGCCGGGCCGCAGGGAGCGGCUGGGACUGAAGAUGGCCAAUGAGGCCGCUGCCAAGAACCGGGCCAAGAAGCAGGAGGCCUUGCGGAGAGUGACGGAGAACCUGGCCAGCCUCACCCCCAAAGGCCUGAGCCCAGCCAUGUCCCCAGCCCUACAGCGCCUGGUGAGCAGGACGGCCAGCAAGUACACAGACCGGGCCCUGCGGGCCAGCUACACACCGUCCCCAGCACGCUCGACCCACCUCAAGACCCCAGCCGGCGGACCCCAGACCCCGACGAGCACACCGGCUCCGGGCUCUGCCACGCGCACCCCCCUCAGCCAGGACCCAGCCUCCAUCACAGACAACCUGCUGCAGCUCCCUGCCCGGCGCAAAGCCUCAGACUUCUUCUAGGGCCAGGCCCGGGCCGGGCUCGUGGGAGAUUCGUGGAGCCCGCAGAGCAGCUCUCCACCCAGCAGAGGACUCGAGCCUUCUGGGGACCCAGGCCCGGGCCAAAAGCAGUGACUGUCCCAGGAGCCACAGAAGAAAGGUGCCAUGUCACAGCCAGGCUGGCACAGGACCCACCCUAUGGCCCUUGUGCAUCCCAGGGCUUUCCUAGUACUUUUUUCUAUGGAACCCAUGCCCAUUUCUAUUUAACCAGAAUUAAAGAACUCCU